This is a messenger RNA of Drosophila guanche, 1778 nucleotides long. It is a transcript of the gene Mpcp2, whose product is annotated as phosphate carrier protein, mitochondrial. The transcript has 4 exons. The coding region runs from base 140 to 1219 and encodes 359 amino acids. Lineage: Eukaryota; Metazoa; Arthropoda; Insecta; Diptera; Drosophilidae. Gene Ontology annotation, molecular function: phosphate transmembrane transporter activity. The record is from RefSeq and is a predicted model, not a curated record. Gene Ontology annotation, biological process: mitochondrial phosphate ion transmembrane transport. Gene Ontology annotation, cellular component: mitochondrial inner membrane.
AACCCAUCGCGGCGGUCACACUACACGACGAAAAAAUAAUUUGAGCGGUCACUCUAAAAAAUCCACGGGCUGAAAACGCUGCUGACGAAUUCUCACCUCUCGCCGCAGCUGCAAUCCAACAACAAAAAGAGCUACAACCAUGUUCUCGUCCUUUUUUGAGACUGCCAAGAACUCUCCGUUCCGCAGCCCCUUGGGCCGCGUCCAGUGCGAGGGUGCGCCCGCUGUGACCUGUUCCCAGGAUCUUGAACUAGAGCCGGUGCAUGGCCGUCAGAUCAGUGCAGCUGCCGCCACCGUCGAUUCGUGCGAGUUCGGAAGCAACAAAUACUUUGCUCUGUGCGGCAUCGGUGGUAUUCUCAGCUGUGGAACCACUCACACCUUUGUGGUACCCUUGGAUUUGGUCAAAUGUCGCCUGCAGGUCGAUCAGGCCAAAUACAAAAAUCUGUUCCAUGGCUUCAAAGUCACCGUUGCCGAGGAGGGUGCCCGCGGCCUGGCCAAGGGCUGGUUCCCCACUCUGCUGGGCUACUCUGCACAGGGUCUGUGCAAGUUUGGCUUGUACGAGCUGUUCAAAGUAAAGUAUGCCAAUAUACUGGGUGAGGAAAAUUCCUAUCUGUACCGCACCUCGCUGUAUCUGGCCGCCUCUGCAUCAGCGGAGUUCUUCGCCGAUAUUGCCCUGUCUCCUUUCGAGGCUGCCAAGGUUAAGAUUCAGACUGUGCCCGGGUUUGCCAGCACCUUCCGCGAGGCUGUGCCCAAGAUGCUAAAGGAUGAGGGCAUUAAUGCCUUCUACAAGGGUCUAGUGCCAUUGUGGAUGCGUCAAAUCCCAUACACCAUGAUGAAGUUCGCUUGCUUUGAGCGUACCGUUGAGCUUCUUUACAAGUAUGUGGUUCCCAAGCCCCGCGUUGAGUGCUCCAAGGGCGAGCAGCUGGUUGUCACCUUUGCCGCUGGCUACAUUGCAGGUGUGUUCUGUGCCAUCGUAUCGCAUCCCGCUGAUGUGGUCGUGUCCAAGCUGAACCAGACCAAGGGUGCCAGCGCUGUGAGCGUUGCCAAGUCCCUCGGCUUCAGUGGAAUGUGGAACGGCCUGACGCCUCGUAUCAUUAUGAUCGGUACCCUGACCGCUCUGCAAUGGUUCAUCUAUGAUGGAGUCAAGGUUGCUCUGGGCAUUCCCCGCCCACCACCACCAGAGAUGCCCGCUAGCCUGAAGGCCAAGCUGGAGAAGCAAUAAGUUGAAACGACGGGCAGAACGCAAUGAUCCACUUGUAGUUUAAGACCAGAGUUGAUGCGUUGGCGCGGAUUCGGGCUGAACCAGGAGCAGCAGCAUACAUUUACAUUUACAUUUACUUUCGAUUGUGAAACGAAGUUAUUCUUUAAGAUUAUAUAUUUAAUUUCUAUAGAGCUCAAUGUUGUGUGUGUGCGAUGGACACAUGAACAUUCCAGUUACACUUCAUGCAUUUCUCUAUCUCAGCCAUUUAUCUACUCUACAAAACGAAACUUACACUGUCGACAAAUUUAACAUUCUAUAGACGAAUCUAUCUUAUGUAAUUUAACUACACUCAAGCUAAAAGUAUUCCAUCUCUGUUCUAUCCAACAGAUACAAUUAUAUAUAAACCUACUGUAAUGUGUCUCUAGCUUAAGCUGGCUAGAAUGUUUGCGUGUUGUCUCCUGAGUUUUUUCCCAUAACCCUGCCGCCCACUUGUUCACCUUCCCUGUAUCGUGGUCCUGCACCUGUCAUGUAUGAGAAAUGAUAUUACGCUGUUUCAAUUGUUUGAUCCGAUCCCCAAAAA